This is a messenger RNA of Protopolystoma xenopodis, 297 nucleotides long. Lineage: Eukaryota; Metazoa; Platyhelminthes; Monogenea; Polystomatidea; Polystomatidae. The record is from the annotation of a GenBank genome assembly.
AUGCUGUGCCCUGAACUGGAAACAGUUUAUCAUUCCGACUGUUUUUACUCUAUUUCUUAUCCUCGGUUUCCCGUAUCUCAUCGAAAUACCUCCGCCCCAGUCCCAGAACAGACUUCAGGUGCCGGUAUCAUCAUCAUGAAUUCAUCCGACUUGACGUUUCUCGGUCUUCGAAAACUGAAGCUUAUUAAUGGUGAUGUAGCGCUUCGAGCUGUGCCAAAUCUCUGCUACCUUUCAAGUUUGCGAGCUGCAACUGUGGUCCGUGGAAUUUCCAGAAAAGAGGAAGAUUGCGGUGAGUAA